AACUUCAUUAGUGUGAAAUCAUGUUGGGAACAAGCCUCCAAAGUCCAAACCGUGAGCAUGAAGACGACAAUUAGCCAUUUAGCACUAUUUAAGUUAUUUAUGUCCUAAUUUUGGUUUCGUACUUCUAAGCGAGAAACGAGGGCACAGUGCCGCUAUUUCUGAGUGUCACUUCUUCUUCUUCCGCUUCCAUGUCUCUGAUUCCCAAAACUGAGAAAGACGACGACGUUCCCGUCGUCGACCUUGAUAGUACCGAAAACUCCGCCGUCGCUGCUGUUGAAGUGAACGACGCGGCGGCUCCACCGGUGGCGGCGGCGCCGAUACAAGUUGAGCCUCCGCUGCCGAAGAAUACCCCUGCCUCAAAUUCAGCUCCUGUUUAUUCCCGAAGCUUCUGGAAAGCCGGUGAUUACGUUGUUGGUCCCUCUGUAAAGCCAGCUUCUGAUCAAGGUUACUUGGAACAUGCACGGGUUCACCCCAAGUUUCUGCAUUCUAAUGCAACUUCUCAUAAGUGGGCUUUUGGAGCAAUUGCUGAGCUGGUGGAUAAUGCUGUUGAUGAGAUUCAAAAUGGUGCAACUUUUGUAAAGGUUGAUAAGAUUGAUAACAUGAAGGAUAAUUCACCAGUGUUAUGUUUCCAAGAUGAUGGUGGUGGAAUGGAUCCGAACUCAAUACGAAAAUGCAUGAGCUUGGGUUAUUCCUCAAAGAAGUCAAAGACAACAAUUGGACAAUAUGGUAAUGGGUUCAAGACUAGUACUAUGAGAUUGGGUGCUGAUGCAAUUGUUUUCAGUCGUGCAGUAAAUUCAAGCCGGGCAACACAAAGUGUGGGUUUACUAUCCUACACAUUUUUGCGUACAACUGGGCAAGAUGAUGUUAUUGUUCCAAUGAUAGAUUUUGACAUAUCUACCCAUUGGGCUGAGCCAAUUAUUUAUAGCUCACAGGACGAUUGGUCAGACAACUUGAAAACAAUUCUUGAUUGGUCACCCUUCUCAUCAAAGGAGGAGCUCAUGCUUCAGUUUGAUGAUAUAGGAUCACAUGGAACCAAGAUUUUAAUAUACAAUUUAUGGUUGAAUGAUGAAGGAAUAUAUGAGUUGAGUUUUGAUGAUGAUGCUGAGGAUAUCAUGCUGAGAGAUGAGACCAACCAUGGAGAUGAGAAAAAGUUGAGCAAGAAAACUGUUCAGCUUCAGUCACAUAUUUCUUACCGCAUACGUCAUUCUUUAAGGGCAUAUGUGUCAAUGUUGUACCUCAGAAAAUUUUCUAACUUUAAAAUCAUUCUAAGGGGAAAACUUGUGGACCAGUUUAACAUUGCAGACGAAUUAAUACACUCAGAAGUAAUUAGAUACAGGCCCCAGCAAGCUGUGGCAUCAAAUGAGGCUAUGGUGGAUACAACCAUCGGAUUUAUAAAGGAGGCUCCUAAUCUUAAUGUUGCUGGAUUUAAUGUAUACCACAAAAAUCGCCUAAUCAAGCCCUUUUGGAAAGUUAAUCCUGAUGGUUCAUCAAGAGGGAGUGGUGUUGUCGGAGUUCUUGAGGCCAACUUUAUAGAACCUGCACAUGACAAGCAAGACUUCGAGAGAUCAUUGCUUUUUGUAAGGUUGGAAACCAAGCUGAAACAGAUGGUGAAUGAUUACUGGAAAGGUCACUGUCACUUAGUUGGAUAUCAGCCUCUUAAUUUCAAAUCACAAAAUGUGCAAAAAGAAACGCAGAUUCGACAAUCAGCUGGGCGCUCCACUAAUACACAGAAUGUGCAUCAAGAUGAUCUGUACAUAGAUCAGACAAUUGCGGGUGCUACAUCGACAGGAACUCCAGGGCCUGUAGCUGUUGAUAAAAAUAAAAUCUGUGAAGAAAACAUACAACUUUUCAUGAAGUGUGAGGAGUUCAGGAAAAAGGAAACGGAGUUGAAACAGACGGUUGAGAACUUGGAGGAGGAUUUGAAAGAUCUUCAAAGGAAAUGUAGGCAACUUUCUGCAUUCUUGGUGGCUAAGAAGAAGCAGAAGAGUAGUUCUUAAAGUAAAAAUAAUUACCUCAUACAAGCAUCAAGUUAAUGAACUGCAAGCUGAUUAUGCUUUCAUGUAAUGUACGAAUCCUCUUCCAAAAACCUGGCUGUUUGUUAUUUCUUUUAUUUUGCUCCAAAGUUAGCUAGUUCUGAAGAACAGUUUGCUUUGGUCAAAGCAGCGAUUGGACUUUGUUAACAUACUAAAUUUAUUCUGGUAUGGGUUUAGAAUUCCUAUUACCUAAA
Molecule: messenger RNA, 2227 nt
Organism: Lotus japonicus
Lineage: Eukaryota; Viridiplantae; Streptophyta; Magnoliopsida; Fabales; Fabaceae
Product: protein MICRORCHIDIA 1-like
Exons: 18
Coding region: 189-1997 (602 amino acids)
Cellular component (GO): nucleus
Molecular function (GO): ATP hydrolysis activity
Source: RefSeq, a predicted model, not a curated record